Syngnathus acus (greater pipefish) is the source of this 1864-nucleotide messenger RNA. Its product is annotated as FERM domain-containing protein 7. The coding region runs from base 16 to 1830 and encodes 604 amino acids. NCBI's taxonomy places the organism in Eukaryota, Metazoa, Chordata, Actinopteri, Syngnathiformes, Syngnathidae. The transcript has 12 exons. Gene Ontology annotation, molecular function: guanyl-nucleotide exchange factor activity; cytoskeletal protein binding. The record is from RefSeq and is a predicted model, not a curated record. Gene Ontology annotation, cellular component: cytoskeleton.
UGUGGCUGGCACGAGAUGGACGAGCGGCCGGCGCGCUCAUGGACAGGGCGCAAAGUCUGCAAGGAGACUAAAUUGAGACUGCGCGUGCUUUUCCUGGAUGACAGCGAACGCACCUUCGAGGUGGAGGCAAACAUUUUGGGCUGCCACUUCUUCAACAAAGUGUGUGCUCACCUGACGCUGUUGGAGAAGGAAUACUUCGGACUGGAGUACCGUCACCAGGGCGGCAACUACGUUUGGCUGGAGCUGCUCAAGCCGCUCGCAAAGCAGAUUAAAGACACCCCCGAUCUGCUCUUCAGGUUCAUGGUUAAGUUCUUCACUCCGGACCCCAGCCAACUACAAAGGGGCCUCACUCGGUACCUUUUCGCCCUGCAGGUCAAGCAGGACCUGACCAACGGCAGUCUGACCUGCAAUGACAACAGCGCCGCCCUGCUGGUCUCCCACAUACUGCAGUCAGAACUCGGGGACUACGAUGAGGAGCUGGACUGUCAGCACCUACAGAUGAAGCGCUACGUCCCCAACCAGGAGUACCUGGACCACAAGAUCCUCGGCUUCCACAAGAAACUCAGAGGCUUGUCCCCGGCCGAGUCGGACGUCCACCUGCUGGAGUUGGCCAGGAAGCUGGACAUGUACGGCAUCCGGCCGCAGUCGGCCAGCGACGGCGAGGGCGCGCGCAUCAAUCUGGCCGUCACGCACUCGGGCGUGCUGGUCUUUCAGGGAAACGCCAAGAUCAACGCUUUCAGCUGGGCCAAGAUUCGCAAACUGAGCUUCAAGCGCAAACAUUUCCUCAUCAAGCUGCAUGCCACUCUUGGGCCGUCCCGCAAGGACACGCUGGAGUUCUGCAUGGCCACUCGGGACGUGUGCAAGGCCUUCUGGAAAAGGUGCGUGGAAUACCACGCCUUCUUCCGGCUGACCGAGGAGCCCGGGGAGGCACGCAGGAGCGCGCUGCUGUCCACCAAAGGCUCUGGCUUCCGAUACAGCGGGCGCACACAGAAGCAGCUGCUUGAAUGUUUGGGAUCCGGCCAGAAGAAGCCUCAGCGAUCGGCCAGCACUCGCCGCCGGGCAGAAUCCGACUCCCGCCAGUGCCGAUCUUCCCCCGAUCUCCUGGCCGCCUCUCAACAGCAGUACGAGGACGCCUUUGCCCGGCCCACUCGCUCCUCAGAGGUCAACCGGCCCUACGCCGCCGCCCCCCCGAGGUGUCGGAGCCUGGCCCGGGUCACGCCCCUCUGGCCGCAGCAGGCGGACGAGCGAGCGCGAAUAUCGGGCGCCGUCGGGCGCCGCCGGCCCGUCCCGCAGGUGGCGCAGCAGCUGGUUCUACUCUACCCCCACACUCCCGCCUACCAGUACCACCCGGUGCUCCCCACGUUCCCCCAGCCGUAUUUCUCCUCCGACUGCGCCGUCUCGCUGGAGUGCUUGCCGCAGCCGAGGAGGCGGGACGGACGACGGCGGCCGUCUUUGUACCCGCCGGUCGGCACGGAGGCGGGACAUUACAGCGACGACUGCAACUUCCUCCCGGGGCUGCCUCGCCGACGGCAAGCGGACGGCGAGUUUCGCCUGCCAUCGUGCCAAUUGCGUCCCCUGGGCUACUAUCCCCACUUGACGCGACCAAGCAGGCCCACGUACCUGCCGCUCAACGCCGCCGCCUCCCCUCUGCCUCGAGGCCCCGCGCGCAGCCGCAGUGAUUCCGAGCCCCGAGUUGGGCGGCCGUGCUACGGAAGGCCCGGCGGCGGCGGCGGCGGCGCCCGGAUGAGCUUCUCUUCCGGCAGCCUCCAGCUGGACGAGGAGGACGAGACAAAAGAGGAGAGGAAAGGCGCCACCGAGGUCACGCUCUAGCCCAGACUCGUGUGGAAUAAACCGAGACAAACAA